AUGUUACAGCCUCUCAAUAAUCUGCGAGGGUUUACAGUAUUAUAUUGUGGUUCUCAACCUAACGCAGUGCAAUCUCGCUCCAAUAGGUCUUCAUCUCCUUCUAAGGAACUAGAAAAAAGUUCUAAUGCUACACAAAGUACUUCGAAAAGACGCAGUGGUGUGUCACCUUCGCGAUCAUUUGUUCCUCGUACAAGUAUUUCAAAUACUGUCAAUCCUGUCCAAUCAAAAUCAGGCUUCCAGCAAGAGAGUGACCCACUUGCUAAGAGUCCAUAUAGCAGUUCGAUUUUGCCAACUAAACAUCUGCAACCACUACCUAAAGGAACCAAUCAGAUCUCAGCUAGUAAGUCUCGGUCACAAACUAGAAAAAGUACGACAGAGUCAUCUGCUGAAAGUAACUCCAAGUCAUCAGCUAAAUCAUCCAGCUCCAACCAAUCAGCAUCAGAUUCAAAACCAGUGUCAAAAUCUGGAAGUGACUCUAAAGCAAAUAGUGACCCAAAACCUAAAUCGAUUCAAUCAAAAAAUGACUCUCAAUCAACCCCACCCAAAUCUGGCAGUGACUCAUUAAAAUCAGAAAAUAAUUCGAAAUCAUCUCCAGCUAAUUCUACAAGUUCAUCAACUUCCAAAAAAUCAAUCAGUGAUUCAAAAUCAACACCACCCAAGAAUGGCGGUGAACCAAAAUCAGUCAGUGACUCAAAAUCAACACCACCCAAGAAUGGCAGAGAACCAAAAUCAGUCAGUGACUCAAAAUCUGCUUCACCGAAUGGCAACAGUGAUUCAAAAUCGACUUCUCAGAAGGCAAACAAUGACACAAAACUUGCCUCCCCCAAGGCAAACAAUGAUACAAAACCAGCCUGUCCCAAAGCAAACAGUGACUCAAAAUCAUCCUCCCCUAAAUCAGGUUCUCAGGCAUCACCAACUGGAGAAGUUAAAUUGAAACUGAUGCAUAAAUCAAAGGUAGACAUGUCUGAUCGAGGCAAUUAA
Messenger RNA from Lottia gigantea (owl limpet), 981 nucleotides. RefSeq lists its product as hypothetical. The record is from RefSeq and is a predicted model, not a curated record. The coding region runs from base 1 to 981 and encodes 326 amino acids. NCBI's taxonomy places the organism in Eukaryota, Metazoa, Mollusca, Gastropoda, Lottiidae. The transcript has a single exon.